Brassica oleracea var. oleracea is the source of this 603-nucleotide messenger RNA. RefSeq lists its product as uncharacterized. The transcript is spliced from 2 exons. Lineage: Eukaryota; Viridiplantae; Streptophyta; Magnoliopsida; Brassicales; Brassicaceae. The record is from RefSeq and is a predicted model, not a curated record. Bases 1 to 603 code for a protein of 200 amino acids.
AUGGAGAAGCUCCAAUAUCCCGCUCUAGACAUCACCGGUACCAACUACAUUUUAUGGGUUACAAAUGUUGAACUUCAUCUUGAAUCUCUUAGUCUAUCCCAGACCAUUAAACAGAAUAAUACUUCAAAGCCUCAAGAAAAUGCUAAAUCGGUGAUCUUCCUUAGAAGACACCUUGAUGAAAAUAUUAUUUAUGACUAUGCCAACAUGAGAGACCCUAAAGAGCUAUGGAAGUCUCUGAAAGAUCGAAUUGUGGCCGGAUUGAGAUACUGCGGUGAAAAAAUCACCGAAUCUCAAAUGCUUGAGAAGACAUACACCACAUUCCACAAGAGCCACAUCACCCUGCAACAACAGUACAGGUUGCGGGGAUAUACCAAAUUUUCGGAUUUGAUUGUGGCGCUUCUCAUAGCAGAAAAGUACAACGAGCUUCUGAUCAAGAAUCAUAUGACUCGUCCAACUGAUUCUAAAAUGUUUUAUGAAGCAAACGCACUCGAUGCGAAGAAACUAGUCAACGAAAAUAAGGCCUUUCGGGGUCCCGGUCAUGGUCGUCAAAACUACCGUGGACGUGGACGAAAGUACAAUCCACAAGAUAGGAAGUCAUUCUAG